This is a messenger RNA of Porites evermanni, 7563 nucleotides long. The record is from the annotation of a GenBank genome assembly. Lineage: Eukaryota; Metazoa; Cnidaria; Anthozoa; Scleractinia; Poritidae.
GAACGGCUUACAAUCGCCUCCAGCACAAUGAAGCGGCAACAGAGACAGAAUUUGUGAAAGUGCGGAAAGAUUUGAAAGGUUACGUCAUCGGAAAAGAUGGGUGUUCGAUUAAAGAGAUCAUGAAGUCUUCAGGCGCACUGAUCACAUCGCCGGGAAGAAAUGACGAAGGAUUUUUUGUCCGGGGGGAUGCUGGACAAAGAAAAUGUGCUAAGAGGCUCAUAUUAGAGAAAGCAGUAAGUGCGGCGUGUAAUAAUAACAUAAUAACAAAUAUUAUGGAUUUAGGGUGAUUCAGUGUUUGUUGUUUGUAUAAGGCUUUGCUUGCAUGAACCGUUAGUCUUUCCAUGGUGUUCAUAAUAAGUCAUCAAAUAAAUUAAACAUUUUUCCUGGCAUUUGGAGACACAUAAUAAAUACAGUUAAAUUUUUUUAAUACUAUAGAUUUAUGAUAGGUGCACGCGUAUUAACAAAUUUACUUACUUCCGGGGUGAGGAAGUCAAAUAAUUUCCCUUGCUCUUUCCUCUACAGCACGAAUUACAGGUCAAGAAAUCUGAGAUAGCUCCGACUUUUGAAUUGGUCGAAAUUCCAAGUGAAUGCAAAGGCUUUGUGAUAGGUAGAGGAGGAGAGAACCUGAGACAGAUCAGCAGUCAAACAGGAGCAAAUUUGAUACGUAAAGAUGGUAAUGUGUACCUGGCCAGCGGAACAGAAGAACAAAGGCAACAUGCGAAAAAAUGUAUCAUAGAAAUGGUGGUGAGUCAUCUGCUCAAAUUAUCUUAUACGGCAAUUAUCAGGCCCUGAUUACAUGAGACCGGUGAGAACACAUACCAGUAACACUGGCGUGAGAUCAAUCUCAGUGCUAAUGCCUGCUUCUGCUAACGAAGAUAUGGGUUCUGAGAUUAUUUGCCAGAGUGGUGUUAUGUACAAAGGCCCAUCUAAAGGCCGAGUUCAUGAGGCCUUAACAGCCUUAACAAAAAAUAUAUAUAUGUUUCAUCAAAAUAAUUAACUUUGGCCACAAAAAUCAUCCAUCUACGAAUACGGACCAAUACGUAAAUACAAUUGUUGCUAGUAGGUUUAGCCUUCAAAAAGACUGUCUGUAUACAACUGGUUAUUAAUAGUCUUCGUUGACAGCAGGUGAAACAAGACUAAUAAAAGGUUCACUGUCUUGUUUUCUGGCAUAAACGCAGAAGAGGAAAUCAGAAGAAAACGCUCCACCUGGUGAAUUUGUAGACAUUCCAAGCGCAUUCAAGGGAUUAAUCAUGGGUAAAGGGGGAGACAAUCUCAGUUUUAUCAGCACUAAGACAGGAGCAAAAUUGAUUCGCAAAGAUGGUGAGGUGUACAUAGUAAGUGGCACCGACGAACAGAAGGAGCAGGCCAGACUGCACAUUAAAGUAGCUAUAGUAAGUAUACUGAAAUAGCUUAAUUUCUUGUUACUAUAUUCUUGACAGCAUUGGCAAUACACGAAACCAUUAUGUGUUAGGUAGGUGUUAGUUCUUUGAAUGAAACUUGACGUAAACAUGGAGAAGCAAAGUGCUACUCAGAGGGGUUCGAACCUGAAACCUCAGCCAUAUACAACCAACCACCUCUUCAAUCCAUUCACACUAUGCAAUAGCGGCUAGUUUAACACAUACAACAAACAGCGCUCAAAAUUUGUCUCUAGGCUGGAGCAAGACUCCGGGGUUCAGAAAAUGAGUUCGCCAAACCUCGUGUCUACAUUGAUGGCUGGAAUCUCCCUGAGGACUGUGAAGUUAAACUGAAGAAGUUGGUGAAAGAAGAUCGUAUGGUACAUCCAGGUUGGGAUAAACAGUUCAGGCUAAUACCGUCUGAUCACAAUGAGCCACAGGUUCGCAAGAAUUUUUUGUUCUUACUUCCCCAAGCUACGUUAAGAUGAUCUCAUUUUAGACACGUAACCCAGUGUAAAAAGUGUAGUGCACGUGUAACCUUGAGUUAUUACCGGUUCUCAAAAGAUGUCAUGUCAUGUGUCUACUCUUAAAGGACAAAGGAGUUAAAUUCCUCACUUUAUGCCUAGCUUCUUUCUCUCUCUGUUUUAUCGCUUUUAAAAUCCUUUUAUUACAGCUACUGUACUGAUAAUCGAUAAAACAGCCUGUCUUUUCAAUGGCUAUAACUCACUGAGGUUGCAAAGCUGGCAAACCAAAAAUUUACCUAGGUACUUAGCCUCACUUGUCCAAAGGAACAGGACACUGAGGUAGUUUCCUUUCUUACAGCACUGAUAACAACUUUUGUAUCACGUUAGUGUAACGUGUGUUUAUUAAAGCCGACCUACCUACCUUUUGUCAAGGUCUCCAAUUCUACUGAGGACCCACCCUAUCUGUCACAACUUGUCGCUGACGCUUUGGAGUCUCUUAAAAAAAUAAAGGAACAAAUGACGACAGAAGAGUACCUUAAGGCCGACAUGUGGUGUCAUUUUGGAAGAGCUAUCAUCCGGGGACCUGACGAAGGUAGUACUUUCUUUCAGUCAUGCCCACGCGCUCGUAAGCCCAUGAGAUUGCGACUUCCCCUCCCAAUUCUGACGAAUUGCAUGCACGCCGAAAGAUAUAGAUCGAUAGAUACCCCUUGGAGCAAAAGUUCUUGUCUAAACAAACAGGGGCUCUUUGCUCGUUUCCAGUGACCUUUCGAGGCAAGAUGUUUUAAAUUAGAAACAAUCCAAAAUUUAAUGGUUUUAAAAGUAAGGAAGCGCCACGUUCACGACACAAAUAAGGCUGGAAUCUGCAGCAUGCACUAUAUUCAAAUCGACAUACUUUAUUAUUGUCUCAGAGGAAGCUGAGGAAGGAGAGUGGACUAUCGAAGAUGUAAGAAAAAAGUUUCAAAUCGACAAUGGAGAACAUCUCUGGAGAACUUCAUUCAAGGAAGGAGUUGAUCUAGAUGAAAACAUCUUGGAAAGAAUCAGUGACUGCGAAAGCACUCCGGAAGAAUAUGUUGACUAUGUGGCAAGAUUUGACUUGGCAUUUUUAACGCCACGUGGUAAUCAAAUAAGAUUCAAGGUAAGGCCGCCAUUAAACGCUUUCAACAUGUUCGUCUAACAUCAUCCAACAUUAAAACAGUGAAAUACCAUCAACUGACGCGAUACAGGUAACAACUCAAGGUUGUCAAAACGUCAGUCACUGUUAACAACAGUCAGUCCUAUUCAGGGCUACACUGUCCAUCACAAUCAUAUUCCACCUGCUUAUCAUCCAACACAGAUGGAUGCAGCAUGCUGGAUGCACUUUAUCUCCUAGUUUGAAGAUGUUCUCACAUUUUAACGGAUUCAAAACCAGCCAACAGUGUUGGAUGAUGUCGUCUUCAUCAGUCGAGUGUUCGAUUGAGCUAUUGGUCAGGCGAUGAUGGUAACUACGUGACCAUCAUCGUUGGAUGGUGUUGAACCCACGUGUUAGUAGACACUAAGCUCAAACACCGACUUUCACCAUCGUCCUCUAAUAUUGUAACUACUGCCUACUCUACUCAACCUGGUGCUUCUCUUAUAGGAGCGACUAAGGGGAGCCAGUGUUGAUAUUCAAUAGCCCAAGUUCGAUAUAUUGAAAUUCUAACACGACUCCGAGGCCUUCUGGUCAUAUUUCUGUAUUUGGUUUCUUUGUGCUCAAGUCUUUUCUGGGAAUUGCGAGACAGUGGAGUCGUCAAAAAUUUGCAAUUUUGUCCCUAAAGCCUCGGAGUCAAGUAAGAAUUUUAAUUUAUCGACCGGAAGAUUGGGAAUUUAAAAAAGGGUACGACAGAGCCACCUCCCACUACUAGCUGUCAUUUGGUUAUUAGGAUCUGCUAACUAUCCACCUUUAGAGAUAAUUAGGACUGCAUACUCGGAGAUGAAAUCAUAUUUGAAAGACAGGAUUAGUUCCCUCUAGUAACUGUUAAUGACAUCGUCGUGAGGAUAACGGGUCGAAGGAGCUCUUGUGCCCAAUCGGAAACACGGAAAUAGAAUGCUUCUGGAAAAUGUUAGCUUAUAUUUAGUGCCCAGCGGGAGUCUUCCUUUUUGUUGUAAAUCUUGUCUGAAAUGAUUUCCGCUGUUAACAUUCCCGUCCCGUUUUUGCCCCCACCUGGUCAAUGAGAUUGCUAGUAAUGCAAGAGAAGAUCCUCAAUUCAGACCUUUCUUAGCCUAUUCUCUCCAGGCGUUCAGAUAAUGGAGAGUGGCGCAAAACUGGAUGGCUCACCUUUUUUGCGCCGGCCCUGCUAUCCGAACGUCCUUAACCGGCUAGACCUUGCUCUUCUUUCACAGGUUUGGAUCACAAGAAACAACACUGGUAAAAAGUUGGAAGACAUUCCAAUUCCUUACAGUGAUGUGAAGAACAUCCUGGAAGAAAUACAUUUUAAAGACGAGGUUACGCGAUCAAGGUGUAGAGGAUGGCUGGUGCUUCCAUCUAGAAAAUAUCUGCAAGCAGAUAUUUUGUUUCCCGGUUGCGAGUUUGAUUGUAGGCUCACGAUUCGUGGGCGAAUGGGUAUGACUUCAAUUAAAACACAUUAAAGAGUGGCAGUUAUAAUAGCUACAAUAAGGAAAAUAGUAGAAUAGUGGCAAUGGCCAUCGAAAUUUUUCUGGUUGAAAAUGUCGGAUUUAAUUGUGGACGUAAGGGUUUUAAAAUUACUACUUUGGGGGCUAAACUGACUCUAAGAGUGACAUUUUGUGAGGAGAACUACUUCUCUAGACUCUAAUUACUCUCCUGGGGUUUUUUGAAAUUACUCAGAACGUAAUUUGGGAUUACGUUUUGGAUAUUUUCUGUAAUUCAGCUUUUGAGUAACGAGAGUAAACAUAAGUCGUAGCCCCCUUUCCUCUCGACUGCUGGUUGCCGUGCCUUAUCACAGGCGGACAAACCACUCGACCUCAUGAAUGAAUGGACGUAACGUCACCCCGUGUGGGGAUUAGGCCGGGAUUCUAGUCCUUAAGUUUCCUCUCCGCAAGCUGUCCUGUUGACCCCUUUAAUAACUGUUUACGGAGUGUUGGUAAUUUCUAAAGUUUUGACUUCAUUUUCUCCUAUCCUUAGAAAGUGCACUCCUGGCAGAUUAUGUACCGGAUAAAGAGUCGACACAAGCGUUAUCGGGAUAUUUGAGCAGACUGACCUUGACAGAAGAAAAUGGUCUUGACAUUUGCCUCCCAGAGAGAGAUCNCCCUGCUAUCCGAACGUCCUUAACCGGCUAGACCUUGCUCUUCUUUCACAGGUUUGGAUCACAAGAAACAACACUGGUAAAAAGUUGGAAGACAUUCCAAUUCCUUACAGUGAUGUGAAGAACAUCCUGGAAGAAAUACAUUUUAAAGACGAGGUUACGCGAUCAAGGUGUAGAGGAUGGCUGGUGCUUCCAUCUAGAAAAUAUCUGCAAGCAGAUAUUUUGUUUCCCGGUUGCGAGUUUGAUUGUAGGCUCACGAUUCGUGGGCGAAUGGGUAUGACUUCAAUUAAAACACAUUAAAGAGUGGCAGUUAUAAUAGCUACAAUAAGGAAAAUAGUAGAAUAGUGGCAAUGGCCAUCGAAAUUUUUCUGGUUGAAAAUGUCGGAUUUAAUUGUGGACGUAAGGGUUUUAAAAUUACUACUUUGGGGGCUAAACUGACUCUAAGAGUGACAUUUUGUGAGGAGAACUACUUCUCUAGACUCUAAUUACUCUCCUGGGGUUUUUUGAAAUUACUCAGAACGUAAUUUGGGAUUACGUUUUGGAUAUUUUCUGUAAUUCAGCUUUUGAGUAACGAGAGUAAACAUAAGUCGUAGCCCCCUUUCCUCUCGACUGCUGGUUGCCGUGCCUUAUCACAGGCGGACAAACCACUCGACCUCAUGAAUGAAUGGACGUAACGUCACCCCGUGUGGGGAUUAGGCCGGGAUUCUAGUCCUUAAGUUUCCUCUCCGCAAGCUGUCCUGUUGACCCCUUUAAUAACUGUUUACGGAGUGUUGGUAAUUUCUAAAGUUUUGACUUCAUUUUCUCCUAUCCUUAGAAAGUGCACUCCUGGCAGAUUAUGUACCGGAUAAAGAGUCGACACAAGCGUUAUCGGGAUAUUUGAGCAGACUGACCUUGACAGAAGAAAAUGGUCUUGACAUUUGCCUCCCAGAGAGAGAUCCACCUGAAGGAUUUCACUUGAUCCACAAACGACGGUCCGAACGAUCUCUUUACGAAAUUUAUCCAGGAUUUGCAGUUAUUUUUUCUAAGGAGAGCUCUUGGCGUAGCGAUAUAUCAACGGAAGACUCGAGAGAAUCGGUAUGAAUUUAAUAGAGCAUACACUCAAUUUCGAACUAAGAUCAACUCUCUAUAGGUAACACAUUGUUUGGACCGGUACUUAAGGUGAUGUUACACGAGACGAUUCGCAACGACGAUUUUUAGCACAACACAGCGCUGCAAUGUUGGAACAAUUUUGUGACCAUUCGUAACAAUGUCGCAACAAUGUUGUUGCAACGCUGUGUUGCGCUAAAAAUCGUCGUUGCGAAUCGUCUCGUGUAACAUCACCUUAACUGUCCGUCUAAGGGAGGUGUCAGCCUAUUUUCAAGGGCUGUAGAUGUAAUGAGUUAUCUGUAAUAACCCCAAUGACUAUUUCUCGUGGGAGCCCGAGAAAAUAAAUGCCAAAUUUCACAAAAUGACAUCUUACACGUGCAAUUUUCGGAAUUUUUACCAGUUUUUACAAUUCUUUUGAAAUUUGACAUUCGUUUUCUCGCUUAAUAUACGGACACAGAAACAAUUUCCGCUUUCCGUUUUCUUAUUUACUGACUCUUUGGUUGUCUCUGCUUCACAAGACGCGGGUGGCUAUGCCAUUUCCCGGCGAAAUAUCCUCCAGUUGCAUUUGGGUUGCCACACCUGUUGAUUGAGCUAGUUUACAUUGGUAUGCCUGUAGUGUGGACGGACGGUCGGUCGGGCGUACGGUCACGUGAUUACCAAAAUUUAUCGGAUGGGUAGAUUAACACAUUUUCUUAGGUAUGGGGCUACGCUCUGGCGCGCUUCUCGCGGGCGAGCGUAGCCCCAUACUAUUUUUUUCCGUUAUUUUCUUGCAGACCGAUCUUCAUCUACACUGUAGAGAGUGGGACGAGUUACUCAAUAGCGGAGAAUGGGAACCUAAACAAAUAACUACGAAACUUCCCGAGUUUUUUAGGUUCGUAAAGGAAGUACAACGAUUUGUUCUUCAAGAAAUGCGGAAAAAAACUGAUCAAUAGGGAGUUGAAAGCGUCGAGUAAAACGGGAAGGCCCUUUUCCAGGCUAAAGGUUAUUUGUGCAUGUGUGUGCCUUUACCUUGUAAUUCUUGCGACGUUGGGGCCGGGGGGAUCCGAAGUGCUCGGAGCGGAAUAAUCUCCCGGACCAAGGACGAGAUCAAACAACAAACUCAACCUACACACGACUACAACAGUGGGACUCCAACUCGGGUACACAUAGGUGGACUGCGAGUGCCCUCAAUGCUGUACAACCCAUACUCCCCAACAUGGUUGAAACCCAUGGGUAAAUUCACACAGGGUGAAAUGAAUGUAAUGAACAUUCAAAAGGGUUUGAUGCCCACUCAUGUAACUCACGACCUUGACUUAGGAAAUAGCUCUUACUCUAAAGAGAAAAACAGAGCAAAAAAAUAAAUUUAAUUUGAUUAAUUACUUUCAGAAAAGUAUAUGUAGG